Messenger RNA from Daldinia vernicosa, 1073 nucleotides. RefSeq names its product Pre-mRNA-splicing factor SPF27. The transcript is spliced from 2 exons. Bases 287 to 910 code for a protein of 207 amino acids. Gene Ontology annotation, cellular component: catalytic step 2 spliceosome; precatalytic spliceosome; Prp19 complex. NCBI's taxonomy places the organism in Eukaryota, Fungi, Ascomycota, Sordariomycetes, Xylariales, Hypoxylaceae. Gene Ontology annotation, biological process: mRNA processing. The record is from RefSeq and is a predicted model, not a curated record.
GGAUUACAUACGGUGAUACAUACGGCAAGUAUAUACGUCAUUAGCACUUCGACCCCUGCCGCGAAACCCCACCCUAAACAAUUCGGGGACCACAUUGCGACCGUUUCCGCCUCAGCCCGUUCCCGCUGCGCUAAACGUAAAACAGCUGCUGACACCUGCACAUCUCGAUAACGAUAUCGAUAUCAAAAUUCCCGUUCGCGGUCGCGAUCGCCUUCUCCUACGUCUUAAUUCGCGGUUAUUCAAUUAGUUAGCCCAUUAGUAACUCCAAGAGCUCGACAUAUCCACCAUGUCCUCCUCCAUCCGCACCACGGUCCACGAGUCUCUCCCUUACGUCGACCCUGAACCCACGCCCGCCGAGCGCGCAGCCGCUGAAUCUCUAAUCGCCCAAGAACAGCAAUCCUCCGACUCUCCAUCUCCCUCCAACCUCCCCUCCCUACCCUCCCCAAAAUUCUCCCCCGCCAUAACUGGCGAACUCGCACGCAUUGCCUCCAAGCAACCCCUACGCGCAAUCGACCUAACCCGGUACGAAGCCAGCGAUAUUGACCCCUCUACAUCCUCCGACCCCUCACACCUAGAAGCCGAGCUCUCGCGCGCCUACACCGCAGCCACAUAUCUAUCCGGCCGACACACACAUCUACAGCUUCUAGACAACUUCGGCAAGAACGCUUGGCUAGUCGGGAACUGGCAGUUGGAAGCCGAGCUGCGGGACCUAGAGCGAGAACUCGACGCCACCAAGAAGGAGAUCGACGUUGUCAAUAUUCAACGGAAGCGCGUCCAGGAUGAGGUUGGCGGCGAGCUGAAGGGGCUUGACGAGGCUUGGAGACGAGGUGUCGGUAAGGUGCUCGAGACUGAGAUUGCUACCGAAGGAUUAAGACAGCAGGUUUUGGAAAGGCAAAGAGGUAGUGCGUGAAAUUAUUGCUAGAUUGAAUAUUAUAUGGAAGAAAAGAAGAAAAGAAGACGAGGAAAUGGUCCCGAGUAUGCGGGCUGGGAGACGGCGUUACGGUUGAAAUUAGAGGGAACAUGGUACCAACUCAUAAUUCAUAACAGAAUCACGAUACCAGCUUAAGUCCUGU